AUGCGGUUGGUGAGCCGAGACCAUGUGCUCUCCACCCUGCCAGCCUGUCACGCCACUUGGAGCCACGCUCAGAGCCAGCAUGUCGGCACAAGGCGUCCCCCCGCCAAGCCACUGAAGCUGGUGGUGACCAAAUGGAUCAUGUACAAGGAGGAGUGCAGCCGCAAUUUUAGCAGAGAGCCUCUGCCCAGUGGAGUGGUGUGCAACAGAACCUUUGACAUGUACGUCUGCUGGCCUGACGGACAGCCCAACACCACUGUGCGCGUGCCUUGUCCCUUCUUCCUGCCCUGGUACAGCACAGUCCAGCAUGGCUCCGUGUACAAAGAAUGUGAUGCUGAAGGUCAGUGGGUGACUCGGAGGAAUACGAGCGAGUGCGACGAGAUUGAACAUAACGACUAUGGGAAGAUCCUCAGAAAGUUUCGGACCAUGUACACAGUGGGGUAUUCUUUAUCCCUGGCAGCUCUGGUACUUGCACUGGGUAUCUUGAUAUCUUUCAGGAAGUUACAUUGCAUGAGGAACAACAUCCACAUGAACCUGUUUGCCUCUUUCAUCCUGCGAGGUCUGUCCAUCCUCAUCAAAGACGCCCUGCUCGAGCCCUCUCCUCUCAACAUCGGCCAGGACUUCUCCCCUGAUUCGGAGGUGGAGAGGCUCGUCAACAACGAGACGGUGGUUGGCUGUCGCAUCGCUGUGGUAAUGAUGCAGUACAGCAUCAUGGCCAACUGCUAUUGGCUGCUGGUGGAAGGAAUCUACCUCCACAACCUCCUUGUCAUCGCUGUCUUUACUGAAAGGAACUACUUCAACAUCUACCUGUGCAUUGGCUGGGGUGCCCCUCUGUUAUUCCUGGUGCCCUGGGUUAUAGUGAAAUACUUGUAUGAAAAUGAAGUAUGCUGGGAGCUGAACAGCAACAUGCAAUACUGGUGGAUCAUACGCUCUCCUAUCCUCCUGGCGGUUGUGAUAAACUUCUUCAUCUUUAUGCACAUCAUCAAAAUCCUCGUGUCGAAACUGAGAGCCCACCAGAUGAGAUACUCAGACUACAAAUUUCGGCUGGCCAAGUCCACUCUCACCCUGAUCCCCCUGCUCGGCAUCCACCUGGUGGUGUUUGUCUUCAUCACUGACGAGUCCACCAAGGACUCCAUCACCCUGCACCUCACCAAGCUCUUCAUAGACCUCUUCUUCACCUCCUUCCAGGGAUUGCUGGUGGCCAUCUUGUACUGCUUCGUCAACAAAGAGGUGCAGUCGGAGAUUCAGAAGAAAUGGAAACGCUGGAAGCUGGGGAGGAACAUUGAGGAGGAGUACCGCCACACCUACAGCCAGCCCUCCCACACCAAGAACUGCAGCAUGGUGACCAACGUGUCCCAACUGCCCCACCUCCCCGACAUCACCGCCACCUCCGGCCUGGCCUGCACCCCCGAGGAGAAGCACUCGCUGGUGGUGAGCUGCCACAACGGCAUGAGCCGCAGGAAGGCCAGCGGGCCGUUCCCUGCCGGCCCGCCGCCGCGCGAGGGCGUCAUCGGCCGCGGCACCCCGAUUGAGGACAUCUCGCCGCCGCCGCCAGACCGGGUCCGGCGUUACGAGACUCCCGUGGAGAGCGCCGAGAGCCACCUCUGAGCCGGGGGGACGAGCGGACGAGGCAGACGUCAUCCCUUUGGAAACACAGCGCCCCGCCGUUCCCCUUCUCCUCGUUCUUCCCUCGCUCGCCCCCCCACCCCCGGCCCUCCGCGGCGAGGAGCCGGCGGUCUGAGCCGGGGGAAGGGAGAGUGUGUGUCUGUGGGAAUAGUCUUGGUCCUGGGACCAGUGUGAGUGGGAGACGGUGGCACAGAGCCCUCUCUGCUGUCAGAGAGGACGACCAUGCUGAGGACAAACAUCGCUGCUUCCGUGCUGGACACCUGUCGGGCUUUGAUGUCGGAUAAGUCUGACAUGGAAAAGGACAAAAGGACAGCAUGGCCGACCGCUGCGUGCAGAGCAUAUGCUGGACUGAAACAAAACAAAACAAAACAGAGAAAAACAUGCCAUGUAAAAUAAUAAGACAAACCUCAAAUAAAGUAAAUAAUAUAUACAAAAACAGGGUUGUAGCUUUAGCUUCUGCUGUAUAUCAUGUGUUAACUUGGUGUUUUGUGGUACUGGAGGCUAGAAGACAAACUGGACAUUGAGGAAAUGGAACCUACCAUACACAAGCAAGCAGACCAAAUGACUUCCAUCACAGAGACAGUGAAUGCUUUGAGAGCCAAUAUGUCACGACAGACCCCUUUGCCUGUUGAUGAAGUGGGCCAGACUGAAAGGCAACGUUUGGCUGACCCUGAUCUUGGAGGCACCACUGCCCCCCCCCCCCCCCCCCCACACACACACACACUCCUCCAGGAUCCAUGAGAACUUGGCAGCUGCUUG
This is a messenger RNA of Hypomesus transpacificus, 2382 nucleotides long. RefSeq names its product glucagon receptor a (gene gcgra). The transcript has 13 exons. Gene Ontology annotation, molecular function: gastric inhibitory peptide receptor activity; peptide hormone binding; glucagon receptor activity. Gene Ontology annotation, biological process: cell surface receptor signaling pathway; adenylate cyclase-activating G protein-coupled receptor signaling pathway. The record is from RefSeq and is a predicted model, not a curated record. Bases 1 to 1605 code for a protein of 534 amino acids. Gene Ontology annotation, cellular component: plasma membrane. NCBI's taxonomy places the organism in Eukaryota, Metazoa, Chordata, Actinopteri, Osmeriformes, Osmeridae.